Molecule: messenger RNA, 1195 nt
Organism: Acanthochromis polyacanthus (spiny chromis)
Lineage: Eukaryota; Metazoa; Chordata; Actinopteri; Pomacentridae
Gene: slc35d4
Product: transmembrane protein 241
Exons: 15
Coding region: 164-1060 (298 amino acids)
Cellular component (GO): Golgi apparatus
Molecular function (GO): antiporter activity
Source: RefSeq, a predicted model, not a curated record
UAGACGAUCUCUGUGUGAGGACGUCUUGACGUGUCACCAGGGGACACUGAGGGAAGUUUCCGAUCUUAAAACCUCUCUAGUUUGAAACACGCUACAUGUAUGAAAUGUAGAGUUAGUUUUUGGUGGGAAUCAUGUCCCUGCUGCGGUGUGUCUGCGGCUCAACAUGCAGUGGAAGAGACACAUCAACGGACUCGCUUUUAGCCUCGUUUUCGUUGUCUCGUAUUUCACGAACAAGUUUGUUCUGUCGGUGCUAAAGUUCACCUAUCCCACCUUAUUCCAAGGAUGGCAGACAUUAAUCGGGGCUGUCCUCCUCCUCCUAUCUGGGAAACUGGGAUGGGUGGAAAUGAGCCGCAUCACCAGAUCUGCAGCUCUGUCCUGGCUUCCAGGCUCUUGUCUGUUUGUGGGGAACAUAUAUGCUGGUUCCAGGGCUUUAUCACGCAUCGACAUUCCUUUUUUCUUCACUCUUCAGAAUUCCUCUCAUGUUGUUAGUUACAUAAUCGUCAAGGCUGUCCGUAGAGAACAGAAGACACAAUGGCCUAAAUUCAUCAGCGUCUGCCUCAUGCUGCUCUCAGCGCUCAACCUUCCGCGUUAUGACCCUCAGUUUGACUACAGUGGUUACCUGUGGGCUGUCUGCCAUCUGCUCUGUGUUGGUGCUUACAGGGUGUUUCAAGUUCACUACAAGUCCAGUAACCUGAGUGAUCUUGAGCAACAGUGCAUUAACUACUUGUUCAGUGUGCUGCUGCUGGCCAUCGCUGCUCACCCAACAGGUGACCUCACAGGUGCCUUGGAGUUUCCCUCCCUGCAGUCGCACACAUUUCACGGUGGAUGCUGUGCCAGUGCUUUGUUGGGGUUCUUGCUGCUGUUGACCACAGUCAAGUUAAAAAGUGGACUGUCCCUCGAGCACUUUGGAGUUUGGAUUUUUUUGUCCAAGGUCACUGCGAUGUUAAUCUCCCCGUUUAUUUUCCACAUGGACAUCAACACCCCGUCUCUCUUUUGCGUGGUCGUCAGUCAUGCUGGAGAGGCCCUGCUGGUUUACGCCCAGAGAGAUUCUCAACUGUAGCUUUCAGGAUGAGUUCACAACUCGCACUUCAUAAAGAGAUUGCUUUUGAAGAACAGAUUUUAUAUUUUCAUUAUUUUUAUAAUUUCUCAUCUGCACUGAUUAUCUGCUUACCAAAUAAAACUCUUUAUAUAUGAA